AUGCCACACAGGUCUGUCAGCAAGGUCAUGUCCCAAAAGACAAAUGAAGCUCGGCGCCACACCCAUGCAGAGACCGCAGCUCUUAGCACGAAUGAGACCAACGCCCUUGUUACUGGCAGCUCACCGUUAGCUGUGAUGUCACCACCCUCGACUACUUCAAGGGAACAUCCACGGCCCCCUACAAGUGCACCAACCUCAUCCACAACCACAAAGAACGCCGAACGCACCACAGUUCCAACUACCACUGAACCAGCCGUAUCUACUACUAGCAAUGAACCAGGCAUGACUACGGUCGCCUCCAAACCACCUAUAACUACCACUACCAAUGAGCCAACCACAACUACCACCGUACCGACAACUACCAUUGUACCAACAACUACCACCGUACCGACAACUACCACCGUACCAACAACUACCACCGUACCGACAACUACCACCGUACCAACUACCACCGUACCGACAACUACCACUGUACCAACAACUAACUCUGUACCAAUAACUACCACUGAAACAUCCACCACAUUUACAAUUGAGUCACGAAUAGAUUCCUCUGACUUCCACAAAAUGGCAUUAAUGGGCGAAUGCAGAAGCGAGGGAGACAUAUGCAUCAGCGGAGAAAACCUAACAUGUACCUCCAUCACAGACUGCCCACUCUUACAUCUGUGCUGUUCGUACAGCUGCGGUAACAGAUGUGUAACACCAGCAAGGAAAAGAACUCUGACGGGUUCUGCAUUCAAAACUUCCUUCGGAUUCGCGAUUGACACAUGGUUCAACCAAUUCUCGACAGAGACCUACAGCAAUAUUGUCACUGCAAUCUGGAACCGUAUAAGGCAACCUUCACACCCAAUUACACUAGUAUAUAUAAGAGAAUGGAAUGAACAGCAUGCAAUUAAGCAGUAA
Molecule: messenger RNA, 900 nt
Organism: Penaeus indicus
Lineage: Eukaryota; Metazoa; Arthropoda; Malacostraca; Decapoda; Penaeidae
Product: hepatitis A virus cellular receptor 1-like
Exons: 4
Coding region: 1-900 (299 amino acids)
Cellular component (GO): extracellular region
Molecular function (GO): peptidase inhibitor activity
Source: RefSeq, a predicted model, not a curated record